Molecule: messenger RNA, 1224 nt
Organism: Miscanthus lutarioriparius
Lineage: Eukaryota; Viridiplantae; Streptophyta; Magnoliopsida; Poales; Poaceae
Source: the annotation of a GenBank genome assembly
AUGGCGAUCUGCAGCGCGCACACUACCACCACCUCCCUGCAUUCCCCAUGCGCGACCGUCUCGAACGCAGGCUUCAGACAGAGGCAAGUCAUUUUCUUCACCAGCAACAGGAGGAGCGGCGGCGGCAGAAGGCACGGAGGGGCAAGGACCUGCUUCCAGGUCUCAUGCUCCGUCGACAAGCCGGUGGUGAUUGGCCUGGCGGCAGACUCCGGGUGCGGCAAGAGCACCUUCAUGCGCCGGCUCACCAGCGUCUUUGGUGGCGCCGCAGUGCCACCCAAGGGCGGGAACCCGGACUCCAACACGCUCAUCAGUGACACUACCACAGUGAUAUGCCUCGACGACUACCAUUCCCUGGACAGAAACGGCAGGAAGGAGUAUGGUGUGACCGCCCUCGACCCAAGGGCCAACAACUUUGAUCUCAUGUAUGAGCAGGUGAAGGCGAUCAAAGAUGGCCAGGCAGUCGAGAAGCCAAUCUACAACCAUGUCACUGGCCUCCUCGACCCUCCGGAGCUUAUCACACCACCAAAGAUUUUUGUCAUUGAAGGUCUGCACCCAAUGUUCGAUCAGCGUGUGAGGGACCUCUUAGAUUUCAGUAUCUACUUGGACAUCAGUGAUGAAGUUAAGUUUGCAUGGAAAAUUCAGCGGGACAUGGCAGAGCGUGGGCACAGCCUUGAAAGCAUCCAGGCCAGUAUCGAGGCCAGGAAACCAGAUUUUGAUGCUUAUAUUGAUCCGCAGAAGCAGUAUGCUGAUGCUGUGAUUGAAGUUCUGCCGACCCAGUUGAUUCCCGGUGACAAUGAAGGAAAGGUGCUGCGUGUUAAGCUCAUCAUGAAAGAAGGGGUGAAGCACUUCAACCCAGUUUAUCUCUUUGAUGAAGGAUCAAGCAUCAGCUGGGUGCCUUGUGGAAGAAAGCUCACAUGCUCUUACCCUGGCAUCAAAUUUGCCUAUGGCCCAGACACUUACUUUGGAAACGAGGUAUCUGUUUUGGAGAUGGAUGGGCAAUUUGACAAACUAGAUGAGCUCAUCUACGUGGAGAGCCAUCUAAGCAACCUCUCAACCAAGUUCUACGGAGAGGUGACACAGCAAAUGCUAAAGCAUGCAGACUUCCCAGGAAGCAACAACGGAACAGGUCUCUUCCAGACCAUCAUUGGGCUCAAGAUUAGGGAUCUCUAUGAACAGAUUGUUGCUGAGAGGGCUGGUGUACCAGCGGAAGCAGCGAAAGUUUAA